Messenger RNA from Mus caroli (Ryukyu mouse), 675 nucleotides. RefSeq names its product vomeronasal type-1 receptor 90-like. Gene Ontology annotation, molecular function: pheromone receptor activity. Lineage: Eukaryota; Metazoa; Chordata; Mammalia; Rodentia; Muridae. Gene Ontology annotation, cellular component: membrane. The record is from RefSeq and is a predicted model, not a curated record. Gene Ontology annotation, biological process: G protein-coupled receptor signaling pathway.
AUAAACAGAGUGAUGAGAGGCCUCUCUAUCUGCAUCACCUGCCUCCUGAGUGUGUUCCAGGCUGUGACGAUCAGUCCCAAUACCUCUUUGUUGGCAAAAUUUAAACAUAAACUAAAAAAAUACAUGAUCUAUUCUUUCUUCUAUUUUUGGUCUUUCAAUUUGUCAUUCAGCAUUAACCGGAUCAUCUAUACUGGCGCUUAUACCAAUGUGAGUGAGACCAACCAGUUGAAGGUGACUAAAUACUGCUCACUCUUCCCCAUGAACUACAUCAUCAGGGGACUGAUUUUAACCAUGACAACUUUAAGAGAUGUGUUUCUUGUAGGAGUCAUGCUGACUACAAGCACAUACAUGGUGAUUAUCUUGUUCAGACAUCAGAGGCAAUGCAAGCAUCUUCAUAGCAUCAGCCAUCUGAGAGCCUCCCCUGAGAAAAGGGCCACCCAGACCAUCUUGUUGCUGGUGGUUUUCUUUGUGGUCAUGUACUGGGUGGACUUCAUCAUCUCAUCCUCCUCAGUCCUGUUAUGGAUGUACGACUCAGUCAUCCUGACUGUUCAGAAGUUUGUGAUGAAUGCCUACCCCACAAUUACUCCAUUGGUACAAAUCAGUUCUGAUAAGCGAAUAAUCAUCAUACUAAAAAGUAUGCAAAAAUUAUGCCCCCAGAUUUUUAAAAAAGUAUAA